Messenger RNA from Myodes glareolus (Bank vole), 1992 nucleotides. The record is from RefSeq and is a predicted model, not a curated record. NCBI's taxonomy places the organism in Eukaryota, Metazoa, Chordata, Mammalia, Rodentia, Cricetidae.
UGGGUCAGCCCAGAGAGGGUGGUAUUAUAAAAGGCCCAGUCAUCUGAACCGAGAAAUUCUGGACUGACUCCUACAACUCAGUGAUCUCCAGCUCCUACCAUUUAGCCGGUACAGAUGGCAUUGUCCCAGAACAACUCCUUGACCCCAGAGCUACUACUGGCCACUGCCAUCUUCUGUAUAGUAUUUUAUGUGAUCAAAGCUUUAAGAACUCGGGUCCCCAAAGGUCUGAAGAGUCCGCCUGGACCCUGGGGAUGGCCCAUCAUUGGGCAUAUGCUGACUCUGGGGAAGAACCCACACCUGUCACUGACCAAGCUGAGCAAGCAGUAUGGGGACGUGCUGCAGAUCCGCAUCGGCUCCACACCUGUGGUGGUGCUGAGUGGCCUGGACACCAUCCGGCAGGCCCUGGUGCGUCAGGGAGAUGACUUCAAGGGCCGACCAGACCUCUACAGUUUCACAUUUAUCACUGAUGGCCAGAGCUUGACCUUUAACCAAGACACUGGACCGGUGUGGGUUGCACGCCGCCGCCUAGCCAUGGAUGCUCUGAAGAGUUUCUCCAUAGCCUCAGACCCAAACUCUUCAUCCUCUUGUUACUUAGAGGAGCAUGUGAACAAGGAGGCUAACCAUCUAGUCAGCAAGUUCCAGAUGCAGAUGGCAGAAGCUGGGCACUUCGAACCUGUCAAUUUAGUGGUGGAAUCAGUGACUAACGUCAUUGGAACCAUGUGCUUUGGGAAGAACUUCCCCCGGAAGAGCGAAGAGAUGCUGAGCCUUUUGAAGAGCAGCAGCGACUUUGUGGAGAAUGUCUCCUCAGGGAAUGCUGUGGACUUCUUCCCCAUCCUGCGCUACCUGCCCAACCCAGCCCUCAAGAGGUUUAAGAACUUCAAUGAUAAAUUUUUGCUGUUCCUACAGAAGACCGUCCAGGAGCACUAUCAAGACUUCAACAAGUACUGCCAUGUGCUGCCAAGUACGAGGAAGGCUCAGGAUCACUCAGAGGCCUGUGACCUACCGCUCCCCUCAGGGGCUUCUCCAGACUCCAGAAAACAAAGGCAGAAAAAUAUCCAGGACAUCACAGGGGCCCUGUUCAAGCACACUGAGAAUUCCAAAGACAGCGGUGUCCAAAUCCCUCACAAGAAGAUUGUCAACAUUGUCAAUGACCUCUUUGGAGCUGGAUUUGAAACAGUCACAACAGCCCUCUCCUGGAGCCUUUUGCUCCUUGUGACCCGGCCCAAUGUGCAGAGGAAGAUCCACAAGGAGCUGGACACAGUGAUCGGCAAGGACCGGCAACCACGGCUUUCUGACAGACCUCAGCUGCCCUAUCUGGAGGCCUUCAUCCUGGAGAUCUACCGAUACACAUCCUUUGUCCCCUUCACCAUCCCCCACAGCACAACGAGGGACACUUCAUUGAAUGGCUUCCACAUUCCUAAGGAGUGCUGUAUCUUCAUAAACCAGUGGCAGGUCAACCAUGAUGAAAAGCAGUGGGAAGACCCCUUUGAGUUCCGUCCAGAGCGGUUUCUUACUGAGGACAGCACAGCCAUCAACAAGAUUCUGAGUGAAAAGGUCAUGAUUUUUGGCCUGGGAAAGCGUCGGUGCAUUGGAGAGACCCAAGCCAAGUGGGAAGUCUUCCUCUUCUUAGCCAUCCUGCUGCAUCAGUUGGAGUUCAGUGUGCCACCAGGCCUCAAGGUGGACCUGACACCAACCUAUGGGCUGACCAUGAAGCCUCCGGUCUGCAAACACCUUCAGGUGUGGCCACGCUUUUCCAAGUGAAGAUGGCCGAGGCGGGGAAGAGGCAUCCACGGACCACCAACUUUGUUUCUUUCCCCUUCUUUUUAAAUAACAGCUUUUUUGGAGUACAAUUCUUUCACUAUUUAAUUCACUUCAAAACAAUUUUAGAAUGUUGUCUAUCGUAACCCCCAUACCUAUACCCAUUAAGAUUCAUGGCUAUCCUCCUAACCUGUCCCCCUUGCCCACCAGAUGCUAAUCUAGCUUUGACAAGUA